Molecule: messenger RNA, 266 nt
Organism: Cetraspora pellucida
Lineage: Eukaryota; Fungi; Glomeromycota; Glomeromycetes; Diversisporales; Gigasporaceae
Source: the annotation of a GenBank genome assembly
ACCUUUAUCUAUUUAUUGCUUGGUUUAUUGAUACGGAACUUAAUAAUUUUGGUUUAUAUUUAUGGAAUCUGCAUAAUGAAAAAAUUGAGUUUUUAGAGGUCGUUGGACCAUAUAACGUAACUAAAAAGUUUCUUGGUCAACAUAACGCUAGUCUAUCUCCUGAUACUAAAGUAGAUGAUAUAACGAUAAAUACUAUAAAAACUCCAGUCUUAGGUGGAGAUGAAAACAAUGUUCAGUGUUUUUUAGAGAAAAAUCAAAAGAUUUAA